Rotaria sp. Silwood2 is the source of this 2499-nucleotide messenger RNA. NCBI's taxonomy places the organism in Eukaryota, Metazoa, Rotifera, Eurotatoria, Philodinida, Philodinidae. The record is from the annotation of a GenBank genome assembly.
AUGUCAUCGACAAGUGAACAUGAAAAAUACACAAGAGUUUGGAUAAAAUAUCCAGAAUGUGCUCGAAUUAUCCAAAGAUAUAGUGAUGAAAAUGAGCAUCUUCAUAUUCUAUGCAACUAUGAAGCAAUUGGUCUAAUUAUAAUUUAUUUCAAUAAAGACAAAGCAACUGAACUUCAUAAUUUAUGUAUUACUAGUGCCACUCUCGACAAAAUUAUCACAAAAUUUAUAUUAAUUGAUAUUUCUUUACCAUCUAUCUCGGAUUUAACAAUAACGGAUAAAAGUAAUUUAGCACAAGAUAUUCUUAGAUUAAAAGAUCAAAUACAAUCUGAGAAUAUUUUAUUAAUACUUGAACAACGAUGUAUUCAUUUGUUUGGUUUUAUUGACAUUGUCAGAGUAGUUGAAAAACAAAUAGAAGAAAUCAAGACAAAAUAUGCAUCAAGUACGUUUAAACUUAGUUUAGAAUCGAAACAGAUAAAAUUUUUGUUGGAUGUGUAUUAUGAAGAAUUGAAAGCACUUGAAACUAAUUUUCAAGAUGCAGCAAUUAUUGAGCCUUUGAGAAAUGGUGAAUUUACAGCUCCAAGUUAUGUCCAUGAUAGAAUCGAAAAAGAGAUAAUGGCAUUAACUUCAUUAUGUAUGCCAAUUAAUUUUGAAAUUCAAGAAGAAGCUUUUGGUGUAAUAGCACAUAAUGAAUGUACUAAUCUGAAAAAUAUUGGUCGUCAAUAUAAAUGUCAAAUCGAAAUAGAAAAGAAGCCUACAAGUAAGAUUUGCGAAAUACCCAAGGCUUUAGCACAAGAUCAUAUUUCAAAUAAAUUAACAGCAGCAGCCAUCAGAAUACUAAAAGGUGAUUUAGCUGAACAAAAAGUCGAUCUUGUUGUUGUUUCUUCAACAUCACUAUAUCUAUGUGAUGGUAUACUUAAAAAAGCUGGAGAAUCCGUGAAAAAAGAAUAUAAUGCAGCUGCAAAUAGAUCAUCAUUAGAACCUUUGGAAAUUGAUUCAGGACAAUUACUAUGUCGAAAACUUUUAUUUUUAACAUGGCAAAUAAAUCAAACUAGUCAAGAAGCAUUUUAUCAAUCAAUUCGAAAUUUUGUUAGUAAAGCUGUUCAACAUGCCAUUAAAGCUCAUCAUACAUCAAUUGCAUUUCCAGCAAUUGGUUGUGGAAAAUAUAAUUUCGACAAAAAUAUUGUUGCCAAUGAAAUGUUAAUUGAAGCUCAAACACAAUUAUUAUCAGCUAAUGUUUUAUUACAAAUAAAUUUUGUUAUUUUACCUACUGAAAAUGACGUUUUUAAUAUAUUUCAAGCAAAACUUGAAAGUCUUCAAAAGGGCAAUGUAGAAAUAAAUGAUACUCAAAUAGAAUACAAUCUUACAACAAUUACCACAACAAUCAUAUCUAACAGUACAGAUAAACAAGAGGAAUGCAAAAAGGCCUUAAAUAGUCAUGUAAAUAAAUCAAUUUUAGUUCGUGAACAUUGUCAACAACAUGUACUUAAAAAAUGGACACAACCCGCUAUUAAUGCAUUUUAUAAGUAUUGUUUUCAUCAACAUGUUGUACUAGAUAUGAAUAUUCUUAUUGGUUAUUGUAAAUUAUCUGGUUCAAAAGAAUCAGUUACAGAAGCAGAAAACGAAUAUUAUCGAGAACAAACUAAACAAAGUGAACAAGCUCGUCUAAUGGCUAUUGCUCGAGAUAUAAUUUGGGCAUUUGAAAAAGAUGAUAAAAAUUGGGAAAAAUAUGUACCUGAAUUAAAUGCUCUUAUUGAAGAUGCAUUUAUAUCUAAAUUACAAACUUUUAAGUAUUCCGACAAUAAAUCUGUAGAAUAUGUUAUUGAUUUUACACAAAACAUUGAAACAUGUGUAAAUACUCAGCUACAACGUCAAAUUAUUCGACAUGCUGAUGCUGGUUUACCACCACAUUGGAUGUUACAAACAGAAAAUGUUGCCCGAUUUUCAUUAGAUGAGAAUUCAAAUGAAUACAAAGAUAUUGGUGCUUUAUUUCACACAACAAUGGCUAAUGAAUGUAUUGUCAUACUUCGUAUAGAACGUAUUCAAAAUAAGCAAUGGUAUACACAAUAUAAUUCAUAUAAAAGAUUUUCACCAAAGAAAGAUACAGAAAAAAAAUUAUUUCAUGGUUGCCGACAAAAAUCAGUUGAUCUUAUUGUUAAUUCAUUUUUCAAUCGAUCGUUUGCUGGAGUUAACGGUUGGUUCGCUUUUACUUUAAGAAAUCUUUGUAAAAACAAAAUGAGUUUAUUUGCAGGUGUUUUAUAUGGACAAGGAGCUUAUUUUUCAGCAAAAGCUUCCUACAGUCAUGGUUAUGCUAUGCCAAGUACACAGAAUGGUGAACGGUAUAUGUUUGUAGUCAGUGUAAUAGUGGGUAAUAGUACUCGAGGAAAUACUAACAUGAAAAUACCACCUCCAGGUUUUGAUUCCACUACUGACGGAGAUCAUAUAUUUGUUACAUAUCGAGAUGAUCAAGCUUAUGCAGAAUAUCUUAUUGUUUAUAAAUGA